UGUAUUAUAAAUAAAUUAUAAAAUAAGGGAGGAGAGUGGUUUUCCUGGUUCAAUUUUUUUCAUUCAAAGAAGCAAAAAUGGCAGCCACUACCAUGACGACUGCUACUGCUCUCCCACGAUUCAGUGGCCUGAGACCCUCAGCUGCCCCUGUAAAAUCCCUGGCAGCUGUUCAGCCUACAAGGCGAAAGGGAAAUGGAGCCCUGGGUGCUCGUAUGGAUUUCAUUGGUUCGCCCACAAAUUUGAUAAUGGUGACUAGCACAAGCCUCAUGCUAUUUGCUGGGAGAUUUGGGUUAGCCCCAUCAGCAAACAGGAAGGCAACUGCAGGAUUGAAGCUUGAAGUGAGGGACUCGGGCUUACAAACUGGCGAUCCAGCUGGUUUCACUCUUGCUGAUACCUUGGCAUGUGGGAGUGUUGGUCACAUAAUUGGUGUUGGAGUUGUUCUUGGUCUUAAGAACAUUGGUGCAUUGUAAAAAUCUUUAUAAGCAUCUUGAUCGAAGUACUUUGCUUUUAAUUCUGUCUCUGCCGUUUUCCUCCCCAUGUAAAUGCUUCUUUGUCUGAUAUUUUGAGGAACAGCUUGUCGUCAA
This is a messenger RNA of Populus nigra (black poplar), 584 nucleotides long. Its product is annotated as photosystem I reaction center subunit psaK, chloroplastic-like. Lineage: Eukaryota; Viridiplantae; Streptophyta; Magnoliopsida; Malpighiales; Salicaceae. Gene Ontology annotation, cellular component: membrane; photosystem I. The record is from RefSeq and is a predicted model, not a curated record. Gene Ontology annotation, biological process: photosynthesis. The transcript has 3 exons. The coding region runs from base 78 to 470 and encodes 130 amino acids.